GCAUGCAACUUAAAGUAUAUAUAAAUGGGGCUAGCCCCGUGGAGGAGACUCAGCAAGCACUCCAUUGCCAAGCAGAUAGCCUAACUGCCCAGCCCCAAACACCACAAGCAUGUCUAUCACUGAUAUUCUGUCCGCUAAGGACAUUGAGGCUGCCCUGAAGAGUGUAGAGGCUGACGGCUCAUUCGAUUACAAAAGCUUCUUCAAGAUAGUUGGCCUUAGUGGCAAGUCCGGUGAUCAGGCCAAGAAGGUUUUUGAAAUUCUUGACAGAGACUGCAGUGGAUACAUUGAGGAAGAUGAACUUGGACUCUUCCUUCAGAACUUUAACGAUAAAGCCAGAAAAUUGAAUGCAGAGGAAACUCAGAAGUUCCUGAAGGCUGGUGACUCUGAUGGAGAUGGCAAGAUUGGAGUAGAUGAAUUCCAAGCUCUGGUAAAACAUUAAACAGCCAAAGACCAAAAGACAACAAGGACUGAACCCUCAAUUCUCACCCAACAGGCACCUCAUCCACGGCUGGCACUUAUUUGUGCAUUUUUAUACUGUCUCAUGGCAUUGGAAAAAAUGCCUGUUAUCUGUUUUUGGGACUAUUGAAAUAUCUAACAAUGUACAGGUAUUCUGGUCAUUCGAUGUUACAUCUAAAGUCUUUUUUGGAUGGCGCUUAUUGAUUUCGACCAAUCACAAUGUUGAAGUUGUGGCUGGACGAUAAAAAAAUAAAAACUCUUUAAAUAAAA
This is a messenger RNA of Pseudophryne corroboree (corroboree frog), 726 nucleotides long. Its product is annotated as parvalbumin beta-like. Lineage: Eukaryota; Metazoa; Chordata; Amphibia; Anura; Myobatrachidae. Gene Ontology annotation, cellular component: cytoplasm. The record is from RefSeq and is a predicted model, not a curated record. Bases 110 to 439 code for a protein of 109 amino acids. Gene Ontology annotation, molecular function: calcium ion binding. The transcript is spliced from 5 exons.